This is a messenger RNA of Cuscuta campestris, 1124 nucleotides long. Lineage: Eukaryota; Viridiplantae; Streptophyta; Magnoliopsida; Solanales; Convolvulaceae. The record is from the annotation of a GenBank genome assembly.
AUGUAUUAUAAAUUUUCUGGGUGCGACCCCAUGGUAUAAAUGUUUUGGGUCCGCCCCUGUCCUCUCCUUUCCAUAUCUCUUCUUCUUGAAUUGGCAAAAGAAUGAAGGGUCAUUAUUGUUUAGCUUUGGCGGCGGCGUUUCUCAUCGUGGCGGUUGCAGCGGCAAGGGGUGCACUGGCGGCCGCCACGGACAGGCAGAACGACCUGACUCUCCGGCUGCAAAGGGCCGCCGCCGCGAAGAGGGCCAUCUCCGACAUCACCCACCCGUAUGUCGCGAGGAGAAUGCCGAAUUACGGCUCACCUCGCGGCAUCCCCCCGUUCGCGGUUCCCAACUCCGACACCACCAUGGGGGGCAUCGACUUCACCCUCAACACCCACUGGGGCACCCACGCCGAUGCUCCCGGCCACUUCAACCAGACGCUACUUGACCAGGGAUACGAUGUCAACCGUCUCAAUCUCACCACCUUAAACGGCCCUUGUUGGGUGGUGGACACUCCUCGAGACCAGAACAUCACCGAUGAGGUGAUGAAGCGGUUGAACAUACCCCGAGGAGUGACCCGAGUCCUCUUCAGGACGCUCAACACCGACAGGAGGUUGAUGAGCCAACCCACUUUCGAUUCGAGCUACACCGCCUUCACCACGGACGGAGCUCGCUACCUCGUCUCCCACACCGACAUAAAACUUGUUGGGAUUGACUACCUCUCUAUGGGUAUUGGGGAGUGGGAGGAGGUGAAAGGGGUCCACCUCACCUUUUUGAACGCCAAGGACAUAAUCCUGGUGGAGGGUUUGAACCUGGACCAUGUAGCCCCAGGGACGGCGUACACCGUCAACUGUCUGCCGUUAAGCUUGCCGAAGUUUGACGGGUCGCCGGUGCGGUGUAUGUUGACCACCAACGACUCCUCAUCCAGGCCUUCAGUGUCUCCCUAGGCCUUUUUCUCUUUUCAUUUUUUUUAUUCUAGUUUAAUUAAUUAUAAUGUAAAUGUGAAAUUGCAUUCCUUAAUUAGUCAUUAAUUUAAAAUUGCUGGUACUAUUUCUACUGGGGAACAUUGAUUCUUUCGUAUUGUCUCUCUGUCUCUAUUACGGAGUGUUAUUUUCGUUUUGGUGCCAUAAAUGAUUUAAUUUACU